UUCCGUUUACCUGAAUUUUGGAUAGCAUAUGUUAGUGAGUGUCUGGAUAUAUUUUGUAUUAUUUUCUGUGAAUUUUAUACCCCGAAAAUGCAAAGAAGAGGGAGAUCAAAUAAUACAAAGAAAGUGUCUGAUAAGAGUUCACUUAAGGGGACAGACAACGCAGUCAAUACGAGCUCACAACAAAGCGAAGGCCUUCCCGAGUCGGUCCCGUUAGAUAGUGAAAAGGGCAGUGUAGAUAGAUCACGGUCUGUGAAUAAGAACAAAACUGACGAUCUAGACACUGAAGAACACAGCCUAAAUGCUCAACUUAAGUAUGUCUGCGAACAAGCAGAAUGUAAUUAUGAUGAAAUUUCUACACUGAGGUCGGAAAACGCCUACUUGCGUAGGGAGGUAGAGCUGCUGCGAUCAGUGGUUAUUAGGAUUGACAGAAAAAUGUCUGUGAUGGACAAUGAAAUCACUGAUUUGCGAGCUAGGUCUAUGCGUGACAAUAUUUUAAUACAUAACUAUCCAUAUUCCCAUAAUGAAGACCUUGCUUCUACUAUGCCAGAAAUUAUUAAGCAAACACUAGGGGUAGACGUUAAAUUCGUUAGAAUUCACAGAAAUGGAGUUCGUCCCCAGCACUCUGAUCGGCCAGUGUCUAUUACGGCCAAGCUGGUUGACGGUAAGAAAAAAGAUGAAAUUCUCAGCGCCCAGAAAAUAAAAAAAAUAGCGAGGGUUAAGUUGCCGUUUUACAUCACCCCUCAACAACCUCUGUCCAUCGUUUCUGCCAGGAAUAAACUUUUUGACAAAUCAGAUUCUUUCAAAAAACAGAACAUUACUGUUAAAAUGUCAAAAAACAGCCUCACUUUACCAAAUGGCGAUAAAUAUAGCGAGGAAGUUCCGCUGCUCACCAAUGCAGACGUUUUACAAAUUGAAACGUCUGAAACACAGAAAUUGGAUGACAUUGCUACAAAAAGCGUAGAUCCUGUACAAAAAAAUGGAUCCGAAUUUUUUGCCAUUGGAUCUGAGGUAGACUCGGCGGAAAGUGUCCAAAACUUCUACAAGAAGGCCUGCAUUGACCCCUAUGUCGCCAGUGUUGACAGCAGAAUCUUAGUUUACAGAUUCCGUGAAAACGAAAAAGUGACUGAAAACUAUCAUGAUGAUGGUGAACAUGGAGCGGGGCGACGCCUCCUUAAAUUUAUGCAAGACAAUCAAAUUAUCAAUGCGGCUUUCGUAGUGACGAGAUGGAUGGGAGAGCAUAUUGGACCCGAGCGCUUUACCAUCAUGGAGAACCUCCUGAAUGAUGUUGCAAAUCUACUGUAGGAAUGAGAUAAAAAAUGUGAGACUGAAUUAAAGUGUGACUUGGGACUUUCUCUGAUUCGUAACAUGGACUAUUCUGUUUUCUUUGGCUCAUUUUUUUUUAUUGACUAUUGCGGAAAUAAGAAUGCCACUGUACGGUUCUGAAUUUCAUUUCUGUACAUUGCCGGAAUUCGAAAUUUUAUUCCGAUAAAUUUAAACUUUAGCUUUAGGGUGGCAUUUCCGAUGUAGAUAAUUUUGUUUGUUGAGGUCACCAUUACAUUGACCAUGCACCUUUAGAUCUCUAUAAUUCAACCCAAUGCACUUCUGUCAUUUCUCUUUUCUUUCUCUCUUUUCUUUACUUUCCUCUUUCCUCAUUGCAUUUAAGCACGAUAUGAGAGCUGCGUCUUACAGAAAAGGAAAAACCAAGGUAACAUUUUUGCAGUUUUUCUCGCCUGUUAAAUUUAAAAUCUUAUGUCAGAGUUAAAGAUAAUAUCCGCAAAUUGUCAGGGCCUUCAUGAUUUUAAAAAAAGAAAAGAUGUUUUACAAUACUACAGACAAUUGAAGUGUAAUGUACUAUGUUUACAAGAUACUCAUUUUACUACAGAUAUGGAGGAAGAAAUAAGAAAUGAAUGGGGAUAUGAUGUAUAUUUUAAUUCCUUUUCGUCUAAGUCCAGAGGUGUAGCAAUAUUUUUAAAUAAUAAUUUUGAAUAUAAAGUUCACAACAAUGUGAAUGAUAACUCUGGUAAUUUUUUAGCACUUGAUAUUAGCCUUGGGGAUGUACGUACAAGUCUUAUUGCAAUUUAUGGUCCAAAUGACGAUGAUCCUGGGUUUUAUAAUAUGGUUUCAGAAUCAAUAGAUAAUUUGAACAAUGACCAUGUUAUUCUCGUAGGGGACUUUAAUUUAGUUAUAAACCCAGAUAAGGACUAUCAUAACUAUCUUCAUACUAAUAAUCCGAAAGCAAGAGAAAGACUAUUAGAAGUUAUUUCUGUCCAAAAUUUGUCAGAUGUAUUCAGAGAAAUUCACCCAGAAAAACAAAGAUAUACAUGGCGCAAGCCUCAUCCAUUUAAACAAGCAAGGUUAGAUUUUUUUCUGAUAUCAAACUCAUUGUUGAGUAUGAUAAAAGAGACUGAUACUUUAUCAAGUUACAAAUCUGAUCAUUCUCCUAUAUACCUCAAUCUAAAACUGAGUAAUUUUACUCAUGGAAAGGGAUUAUGGAAAUUUAAUAACUCAUUGUUGCAUGAUUCUGAAUUUAUUAAAACCAUUAACAAGACUAUAAUGCAGAUAAAAGAAAUUUAUGCUUUACCGGUGUACAGUAAAGAAUAUAUAUUGUCUAAUGCUGAAAUACAAUUUACAAUUAAUGAUCAACUUUUCCUUGAAACUCUUCUAAUGGAAAUAAGAGGGAAAACAAUAUCUUAUUCUAGUUUUAUUAAAAAAAGGAAUAAUGAAAAAGAAAAAGAAAUUAUAUCUGAUAUUGAUAAAUUAGAAGAAAACUAUGAGCAAAACAUAAUGUUUAUUAAUGAUAAAAAGAAAGAGCUGGAGAAUAUAAGAAAUCAUAGAUUAAUGGGAAACCUAGUGAGAUCAAGAGCUAAAUGGACAGAUGAAGGAGAGAAACCUACAAACUACUUUUUGAAUUUAGAAAACAGACAUUAUACAAAUAAAAUAAUUCCUAAAUUAAUUAAAGAUGAAGAGACUCAGGAAGAAAUAACAAAUCAAAGUGAAAUUUUAAAAGAAAUAGAAAGUUUCUAUAAGAAUCUUUACAAAGCUAAUGAUGAAAGUGGGGACUAUGAUUUAAAUGAAAUUUUAUCAGACACAGACAUUAAAAAGUUGAAUGAUAUUCAAAGAGUUUCAUUAGAAGGGGAACUCUC
Molecule: messenger RNA, 3143 nt
Organism: Saccostrea cuccullata (small rock oyster)
Lineage: Eukaryota; Metazoa; Mollusca; Bivalvia; Ostreida; Ostreidae
Exons: 1
Coding region: 88-1302 (404 amino acids)
Biological process (GO): GCN2-mediated signaling; regulation of translational initiation
Cellular component (GO): cytoplasm
Source: RefSeq, a predicted model, not a curated record